AUGAACGACCUCAUAGACAAACUACAGCUGGACAUCAUCACACACUGUACCGUGUCUGACUGGAGGAUUCAUGACAGGAUCCGUCAACGUUUAGGCGUCCCUAGAGAAGUACUAAAAUGGGACCAGGAGGCCAGAGAGCGGUAUGUGGAGUACGCUAAGAGAGGAACACAGACAGUCCACCACGCCCGGGGGAUGAUUGUAGGAUGUGCCGGGGCCGGAAAAACCACGCUACUUAAACGUCUGCAGGGUUGUAGUGACGAAGAGAUUGAGAAAGUAAAAUCUACUGAGGGGUUGGAGGUGCAUGAGGAAAUAUUUGAAUUAUAUGAAGAAACAAAGUCUCUGAAAGUAAGAACAAGCUAUAUGGAUAACAGAAAUAAUGAAAAGAAGGCAACAGAUAUUGAACCGAAGACUCUGACUUUGUUUGACUUUGGGGGCCAGUGUGCGUACUACGCCUGUCACCAGAUUUACCUGACCAGAAGAGCUUUCUAUGUCGUGGUGGUGGACGCCUCUAAACGUCUUAACCAGAAGGUGGAUAAGGAAGUGUGUGAUCAAGAUGGAAGUGUCUUCUCUGGAUGGACUUAUGGAG
Molecule: messenger RNA, 586 nt
Organism: Saccostrea cuccullata (small rock oyster)
Lineage: Eukaryota; Metazoa; Mollusca; Bivalvia; Ostreida; Ostreidae
Product: probable serine/threonine-protein kinase pats1
Exons: 3
Source: RefSeq, a predicted model, not a curated record